AAAGCUAAACGUCUGCAAGCCAAGAAGCAGGAAGGAAAUGACACUUUCUCUUGUGGGAAAUAUCAGGAAGCCUACGAUAUCUAUACUGAAGCAUUAACUAUUGAUGCCCACAAUAAUUCCACAAACGCUAAACUUUACUACAACAGAUCACUAGUCGGUUCAAAGGUAUAUUUCUGAAACCUUGUUAAUAAAUAUAUAUAUAUAUAUAUAUAUAUACAUCAGAGGGACACAAUAUACGUGUUGCACACAAACCGAUAACCACUUUACGGCGACUGCUUACGAAUGUCAAGGACAAAGACAAACCGGAGGACAGAGAGGGAGCAGUAUACAAGAUCAAAUGCUACGACUGCCAGGCUUCUUACAUUGGUGAAACCGGCAGAAACCUAAGCAUGCGACUGACCGAACACAAACGCGCGACGAGGAAUGGUGACGUCAACAAUGACAUUGCUUAGCACCAUUUAAAGACGAAACAUCAAAUUGACUGGGACUCUGCGACAUGUAUAACGUAUUCUACAGACUACCCCAUCAACGUCUUACUUUAGAAAGCUGGUUUACUAACUUAGAACAAACGCCACUGAAUCGUAGCCAACAGUUACCAGCGCCGUACAAACGACUUAUUGACGAGAUCAAGCAAAACUAACUACGAGAGAACGACUGGAGAACUGACAAUUUGGCUAACAAUAGACGACUGUUUAACUGUGACAAUAGACGGAUCGAAACGCACCAAUUACUGAUCACGAGUCUUCAUAGCCAAUAACAUCAAGGCUUAACUGACAGACGACCAAUAACAUCGCGACGUAAUUGACCAAUAAUCAGACCAAUAACCAGAGUAUAAUACCAUCAACUGACGUGAUACAACUCACUUUGACUCUGAAGAUGACUAUCGCUCAGGCUGUCGAAACGUCAGUCACUGUCAACAACAACAGUCCUAUUCAGGACUACAUUCACCCAGACGAUCAAAGUCAAGCUAUUUUUGAAAUGACUCCUGGGUUCAAACCUUUCACAAAUAUAUAUAUAUAUUUAACAAUUAUUCCACAAGUGCGCUGUGGAUAUGAGAUACUAGAUAGCCAACGAGGCGCGUAGCACCGAGUUGGCUAUAAUCAUCUCCUAUCCAAUUAGCGCGUGGAAUAAUUGUUUUAUUAAAAACGCCCACAAAGUAUCGAGAAUUCUCUCCGACUUAUUUGUAAAAACAACCGAUUUUCAGCUGAUUUUUAAUUUUGAGCAGACGCGUGCAGCUGAAUAACAGACAACCGUGUAACUUUCUGGCAAAAAGAAAAUUACAUCAUCCUUCUUACAAUUUUUUAUAUAAAUUUUUUUGAAAGAGAAUUUAAAAAAUCAUGGACUUUCGGUGACAAGGCUUCUUUACUCAGUCUACGUCACGUCAACUCAUCCUUUCCUUUAGUUUCUGGCCCUUGGUUUUGGGAAACGGAUUAAAUUGGAAUAAUGUGGCGCGUUUAAUUUUGCUGACAUCUUCCUUGGAUCCUUGGAUCCUUGGAUCUUUAAUAUACGAAAGAACAAAGGAAGCCAGCCCUACUUAAAAUCAUUAAGUAAACGCAUUGAGAAUGUUUCGAAUUGCUCUUUUUUCCGUCCCUUUGUUCAAAUAUUCACCCAUUCUGAACGACUGGAAUGUGAAGUAAUGAACAUUUUCAGCACUUCCCUUUUUAGACCGUUCCGCUUUUUAUAUAAUGUAGUGUAAAAAAACACUUGUUUUCUAUUUUCAUGUUUUACAGGCGUUGAUUUAUCUUUGCAUAAACUUGUGUUUCAGCUCAACAGAUUAGAGGAAGCCAUCAACGACUGUACUCAAGCAAUUGAGUUGGACCCUACAUACCUAAAGGCUUACAUCAAACGGGCUCGAUGGUUAGUGGUCCUCCCUUCCUAACAAAAGUGUGUUUAUUAUUAUUUUAUCUGAUUUCUUUUUGAUCUGGGUAAAUGCAUCAGCGAGCGUUUAAUAAAUGUUCUUUGAAAAAUUGUUACGAUUUUUAUAGAUUACUUAAACUGUUUGAUAGACACAUAGAUAAUUAAUAACCUUUAUGUUACCUUUAGUUAUUGUGCCAGUACGUAGUAUUUUUAGUGCAAGGCUAAUUGGGCCGAGCUAAAUACCGUAAAUGAUCAAAUUGGCGCCCCCCCUCUCUCAGUAAUAAACACCCUCUGUCUAAUAGACGCCCACCAUAACAAAUUACUACUUACUAGCAAAUAGCAGACAGGAGCAAAAGGGAACAAAAGAGGAGCAAAGUGGAACAUUUUUCAACAAAGGCUUACUGGCAUAAUGGAUUCAAGUUUACUAUUCGCGCCAUAACCUACCCUGGUUUAACUGAAAGUUUGAGGAGACAGACAAGGAAAAAGCAAAGGUGUCUCAGACUGGAAUUUGUUCACAUUAGCCAGGAAACAAUUACACAAGAAUUUGAGUAGGUCCAGAAACAAUUAUCUUUCUGACCUUCUCGACGACUUCUUAAAGCAAAACCCGAAGGCUUUCUGUUCACACAUCAAAAAACUAGGAAAGGAGGGCACAGAUAUUCAAGACCUUAAAGUUGGAAAUGAAGUGUUUACUGAGCCGAGUACUAAGGCUUAAGUGCUACACAGCCAGUUCUCCAGUGUUUUUAACAACGAAGAAACAGAGAAUAUCCCAGACCCUGGAAAAAAUCCUUUUCCGACUAUUGGAACAAUAACUAUCACUACCUCUGGAAUCGAAAAGCAACUUAGAGGGUUGAAAGCUGACAAAGCUUAUGGCCCAGAUGGAAUUUCCCCCUGGUUUUUAAAGGAGAAUAACCAUGAAAUAUCAGAGUUUCUUACUUAUAUCUAUCAAGACUGUAUCAAUACCGGAACUGUGCCCAGCCAAUGGAAACAUGCCAACGUAUGUUUCCAACGUAUGUGGCAUUCACAAGAAAGGAAAGAAAUCGGAUUCAUCAAACUAUAGGCCCGUAUCACUUACUUGCAUCGCUUCAAAAGUACUGUACACAGCCAUGUUAUGAAUCACCUCUGUCACCUGUCGCAAUAUGGAAUGCUCACUGAUUACCAACAUGGCUUUAGGGCGAAACGAUCAACAGAAACACAUCCCAUAUGUACCAUUCAAGACAGAGCAAGUACUAUUCAAUCUAACAAAACAAUUCACGCCGCAAUCGUUGACUUUUCAAAAGCGUUUGACAAAGUUCCUCGUCGUCGUCUGUUGACGAAACUUGGGUAUUACGGAAUUCGUGGCUCACUACUAAACUGGUUCGAAUCGUUUCUAUCACAGCGCACCCAAUCAGUAGUAAUUGAGGGGGCAUCAUCUGCUCCUGUAGCCACGACAUCCGGACGGUCUUAGGACCGUUACUGUUCUCAAUAGAUAUAACUGAUUUACCUAAUGGUCUUAACUCCACCGUUAGACUUUUUGCUGAUGAUGCAUUGUCAUAUGGAAUAAUCUUUUGUGAUGCUUAGCUGAAAAGUAAGAAAAGGAGUUAAGACCAUAGGUAGUUGUUUUAGGUUUACUUAGUGAAAGAAUGUAGUUGCCACGAAGAUCAUAGGAAGAAGACCGGAGUGAACAACCAAGAGAAAUCAACCAAAGCGGGAAUACGUAUUUUGUGGAGAAAUUCUAGAAGAAGUGGAUUCUCACCCUUAUGUGGGAGUAGGGCUUGGUAACAAAAUAAGGUGGUCCCUACACAUCGAGGUAAUCUCAUGUUAGGACUUAUUAAACGCAAUCUGUGAAAGAAACCGCGUACACGACACUUGUGAGGCCAAAGCUCCAGUAUGACUGUAGUACAUGGGACCCGCACUACCAGAAAGAUAAAGCCGCAAUAGAAGGGGUAUUACGAAAAGCGGCUCGCUUUGUCACGGGAAAUUAUGAUCGAACAGCGAGCGUGACGGGAAUGCUGCGAAAUUUAAAGUGGGACACGCUUGAAACAAUGAGAAUACACAUAAGGCUGUCCGUUAUGUAUAAGGUGGGAAAUGGCAGGACUAUUUGAUUCCAAAUAGAGAAAGGGGAACACGAGGAAGCCAUGAUUUUAAGUGUAUUGUACCGAAAGAACACAAGGAUAUUUUUAGAUUUUUUCUUUCCCAGGACAGUAACUGAAAAGCCAAUCUCUGUCUUUAUUUAAAAGUUAACUCCUUUAACUCUUUUUAUUAGCAGUUAAUAUUUGUCUUAUUUGUAGUUUUAGCUUUUAUUACCAUUUGUUUUGUCUUGGAGUGUUUUAGAGUUAGCGUGAUGUCCCCUGGAUAUUGCCGACAAAACAAUAUUUAGAUUUAUAUUUAGAGUCGUUCAAUUUCUGCAGUUUCUUUACCCUUAACACGAGAACUGACAUCGAAGUUGAGAUAUGAAAGAGCGAUGUAGAUCUCUAGACGACCUAGAAGUAUCAAUGGAACGACUUGAAAUUAUGCCAUUUGUAAACUCUUUUGAUAUUUUUUGCGAGAAAGCAUAUAGUGUUGUUGAGCUUGUUACAACUAUGAAAUAAACGCCUUGUAUCUAUUAAACGCCCCGUCUGGGCGUCUAUGAGAUCAUUAACGGUAACUGAAACGAAUGAUUGUGAAACAUAACAGGGUUAAGAAUCCCAACUGUGGGGAAUUUUGAGGCCUCUUGUCUGCAAGUCCAACUCUCUAACUACUCGGCCAUGCUGCCUCCUCUUACACUUGGUUUUUAAACAGUAAGGUUUUCAAAAAAUCAGGCUCCUAUGGUCAGUUUCAUAAUGGCAAUAGAAAGAAGGUGGAUCUCUCGAAUUAUAGGCUGUACGUCAAUUUAUGCUUAAUUAUGAUUCAAAGCGGGAAGAUAAAUUCUUACCUCUGUGCCAAAAUGGGAAAUCGCCUGAUAUAUUUUUUGGUUAAAGAUCCCUAUAUUGUGUCUCAUCCGUCCAUCUGAUUUCCGUAGAAAACAUAACUGUCUUCCCUCUAAUCCAAAUCCGACAAUCUGGUCCACAGCAAUGUGUGCAGUUUAAAUGGAACUUGCUCAGUUAAAAUUUUAAUAAAUCUGCAUAUGUGUUUUCCAGGUUUGAGCUAUUCGCCAGUAAUAUGACCAUGUUCGUUUAUUCCUUUUAAGUUACAUGGAAGCAGAAAAAUACGAAGAAGCUGUAAGAGAUUAUGAAAAAGUUUGUAAAAUGGACCGAUCUCGAGGUGAGGAGACCACAACCAUGGUGUUAUCCUGCGACAGAAGCAUAGGAGGAACGUCUGCGCCUCAGCGACAGAAAUUUCAUACUGAUGAAGCAAUUCAAUGUUUACAUGAUAAAUCCGGUAGUCAUGGGGUCCCAAAAGUACAUUUGCUUGAUUUUAUGUUUCUCCUGGUCGAGUAUGGUAAAGUUUUGUGUUCUACUGCGAAUGAGCCCCAGCAUGCUUCCUCUAGAGAAGAAUAUAUUCCACGAAUAUUGACCGUUUUGUUAUAGAUUCAUCGCGUUUACAUUAGACCUUUGUGGCCUUUUGUCUUUUGUCUGUCAUUCGUAAACAAGAGGUAAAACAAUAUAACUACUAUGUCGACCAAUCAGAGCUCCUGACCAGAUUCCGGACAGAUUGUACGUCAUCAGUAUGGAAUUUCUGUCGCUGAGGUGCAAACGUUCCAGCAAGAAGCAUAGGAGCAAGGAGAAACGGCUGUAUUCGCAGGCUACCAUUCUGUUAACUGUGGCCCUUCAAGCUUGUUACAUAUUCUGAAACAUUUUAGCGGUAAAAAGGACCUGAACAUAUCGAGACCAUCUUUCGCUACCAUUUCGGGGACAACUCCAACGCAGUCAAACGUCUAAGGCAUCCUUCUGCAGCUCUGUUGUUGUGUUAGGAAUUUCAUUUACAAGUGAACCCAUGAGGAAUGAUACGUAAAAUGAUUAGUUAACGUAACGGGUUUUUUUUCUUUUUUCUCAGAAUAUGGAUUUUUCUCGUUGAAAACCCUUCUCGCUCGAUUAAAAAUUAUGCUGCCAAAUGGCGCCGACGAUAACAUUAGUUUCAGCUCUCAGUUUUUUAAAACCUUUUUAGUAAACUUUUGAAAUGUUUAGUGAAUUGGUAGCGUACUGAUAAUAUCAAAAAACUUUCCAAAACAGUGAAAGUAGAGAACCUAGCUUGAAGUAUCUUGCUAAGGUUUUGAAAAGUUCCCUCGUUUGAUGCAAAGAUGUCAUAUCAGUAAGUAAGUAAUAGUACGUAAGUAAUCCAGUUUAAUCAAGGCAGGAAACUUAAAUGUGAUGUUUGCAUGCUUUUGCUUCUUCAGGUAUGCUUCAAAUAAUUUUUUUUUUUCAGAGCAUCGACGAAUGCUAGAAGAGGCGAAAUUUGAACUGAAAAAGAGCAAAAGAAAAGAUUACUAUAAAAUUCUAGGCAUUUCCAAGGGGGCAACAGAGGAAGAAAUUAAAAAGGCGUACAAAAAAGAAGCACUAAAACAUCAUCCAGGUAAGAGCUAGCGCAACGGGGCAAAGUGUUUCAAGAGCAUUAUAAGGCAGUGCUAGCAAGGCUAUGACCAACGUUUUUAAGGGAGACUAUUCAGUGAAGAAAGUAAUGUUAUUGAGUCUAUAUCAUGUGAAGUGGGAUAGAAUAGGCCCCGCGAUGUCGCUUUUUGAAAGAUAUUAUAUGUAUGUUAUCGUUGUUUUCCGCCUUGAACACAUUGAUGUGCUUGUACAGUUUGGAGGUGGGUGAAUAGGUUGCCUCCUCUUGAAACCCAUAUUUUCUUGUGAUUCACUUUUCUUUAGUCGAUAACUCUUUCUCUCAGGGUGAUUACCCUAGGCUGUCUAAUAGCUUGUUGGCUCAAAUCAGGACUUUCGAUUCUCGCCUUCUUAAUACAUUUGAAACCAAGAUGGCUGCUCGUCGAUCACUCGCUUUUCGACAUCAAGUUGUUUUCAUUUGCAUCAAAUUCUUUAGCGUUUCGCUGUCAUUAAAAUAUCUGUGCAUGUUCAAGAGUUGCAUUUGUUGCAGUGCAUCUUGAAAACAGUAACUGACUUACACCUCACGCUGCUGUUCUGAUAAUUCUGAGGGACCUUUAGAUUGGACUAUGAGUACAAGCCUACUAUUUACAAACUUCUAAUUCGUGUACCUUAUUUAAUUACUUAUCAUGUCAAUCUUAUCCCUAACAUUUAUUUGUGCUAGUCAGCAAAAAAAUUCAAGUCGUACUCAUAAUCAAAUGUAAGGGAGCAAGGAUUGGCACAAUCGGGUAGUGCACGGCCUUCCGUGCGAGAGUUGCCGAUUUCGGUUCCCAGGUGUGACCUCAAAUCAACUUCUUUCCCUUUUGCGUAGCUUUAAGUUACUUUAAAUACCCGUAAAACGGAGCACUGAUAGAGAGGGGGGUAAAAUAAGUGCAGGAUGUCAGUCAAAUGAUGACUGUUACGAUUUACCGACGCGAAAGAAAGGAUCUUUACUUUUACCUUUACCUUUAAUGACCCACUCAUGACCGAAACGCAAAAAUGCGGGGAGGAGCUGAUUACAUUGAAGACCGUUGUUAGUGUUCAGCACUUUUCAACACGUCAAACGAUAACUGCUUCUGGUUCGAACGCCCUUUCAAAUAUCAAAAUUGUUUAAUACUCUACUGGUCGCUAGCCUGCGAGAGAACUUUCUCGCACGCUAACUGGUUGCAUAUGAUAACUUUUUCAGAUCGUCACUCUGGUGCGACAGAUGAAGUGAAAAAAAGUGAAGAACUGUUGUUUAAAGAGGUCUGUUUGUUUUACUGUUCUAGACAGCAUUCUUUUAAUAUGCUUAUGUAUUCUGCCAACUUAGCUAUAUAUCUUUGUGUUUUAGGAGUCCUAAGGAUCAAAAGGUGUGGUUGAUUUUCAGACCUUGUCCUGUAAUUCAUCUUUGAUUUAGUCGCUAAUAAUUUUAAGUCUUCCCUUGCACGCAUAUUACAGUAAUUUACGUAUGGUUAUGAGUCAGGGCAUACAGUUGACUCCCGAUAACUCGAACCUUCGCUAACUCGAAGUCAUUUUUGUUUCCCUUCAGAUCUUUUCUAUAUAAAUUUACCCUCGAUAACUGGAACCAUGUUGUAAGCGCGUGACAAGUCAGGAAAAAAACCGUGUACUGAAGUCCGAGACAUUGAAUUUAUUUCAAAGCAACCGUGGCAAUGUUUUGUCUUUACUUUUUUGUCCUUCUAGUUCAAAUUCAGUGUCCAUUCCUGUAUACUUGGUCGCUUAAUUGCAUCGCCUUCUCCCCUCCCCCCCCUACCCCCCCCCUUCUUUCCAUCCUUUGCUUCUGUCUCUUUCUUUCUUUCUCACUUUCCCUUCCUCCUUUCCUUCUACUUUUUUUUUUUUUCUUCGAUUCCUGUCUUGCUAUGUUUUUUCUAUAUGACGAACGUUUUGAUGCUAUAUAUUUCUUGACCCCCCCCCCCCCCCCCCCCAUUCGCUUAUUUUGUUAUUUCCGGUUAUUUGCUUCAAACUCCCGAUAACUCGAACAUUUUUCGAUUUCCCUAGAAAGUUCGAGUUAUCGGGCGUCGAUUGUACUUUAACAAAGUAAGAGGCUUGGGGAAAAUAUGCUGUUAUCAGGCUGUCCUGGGACUUCCCAAGGCGAAACGCUUGCUGUUGUUUUCGUAACGCAUCGACAGCCAUAUGACUUUCUUUACUCUCUCUCUCUCUCUUUUUGUUUGAGGGAGGUGACGGGAAAACUCAAAAACGUAAAAAGCUAUAAAUAAGAACAAUACAAUACAAACAAUACAAUGUUCUUUAUUUUGAGAGGGUAGAUACAUGAUUAACCCAGUAAAGAGUUUUCUAACACAUGGCCGGUAGUGGCCCGGGCGUAAUGGUCCUAACGGGACGCGUACUCUUCCCAUGACACAAAAUUUACAUUCAACUGAUUAAAAGAAAACAAGAACGCGCUUACAGCGGUUCUCCGUCUCGCUUGCUUGGAGAUUAUAUCGAGAAAUGAGGGGGCGAUUAAUUCUACACGAAAGGGGAUUUACUCGCUAAAGGUUUUUUAACUUCCUACUUGAUCGACGUCAAUACUUUUUAUUUGUUUCUGAACUGAUUUAGGACGCGUGUUAGCGACGACCGGAAAUACGUCUGCGUUCGCAGGCUAUACGCGUGUAUAAAUACACGAUUCCAGAGAAAUUACAUCAUCGCCAAGAUCAAAAAAGUUUCCUACAUGGCACUUUAUUUGAAUCAUCGCCGAAAAUAAACUGCAUGCUCAUCACAAGACCAUUUGUAUACAAUGAAAGGUUACAACACCCGACCAUCGCAGUUUUGUUAAUUAAGAUUUAUAUUUUAUUUUUCCACCACUCAGAAGUGUUCACUUGUUCUAAGUAAUCAACGUUUUCAAGCGAUUGAAUUCGUGGACCGACACGUUUCGGAAAAGUUCUCGACUUAAUCUUUCCUAAGCUUUCUUGGCAAAACAUGCGUGGCUUCGAUCACGCAGCGAUUCUUAAUAUUCCCAGUUUCCACGGUCUCCGCUAGGAACGCCUGGCACAAUAACCGCCAUUUGUGUCCAAAAUACGACGAAAAGCGCGUUGCACAGACUAACAAGGACGAGUUCUGUAAAAGUCUUAGUGGUCUCGUGUUUUAACAAUGGAACUUGUUUAUUUUUUAGGUAAAUGAAGCGUACAGCGUAUUAUCAGAUCCCAGGAAAAAAGCUCGGUAUGACUCAGGACAAGACCUUGAGGACGGCUUUAUGAACACAGGUUUGUCACAAUUUUAAAUUGUUUAAGUUUUUACUCGCCCGGCAAAGAGUUAGACCCUUCCGUUGCAUAUGUAGAUAAGAGUUAGCAGAUACUGCUGUGUGUGUACGUGUCAUGUUAUCUUCAGUCUUACGGCACGAGACCUUUUUCUGUUAUUUCGCUUGUGUGUAUUACCCAUGACUGCUGUUGCAUAUAUCUUUCAUAUCUAUUGAUUGUCUCCUUUGUUCUAUACCACUUAGAUUUUGAUCCAAAUUCAAUAUUUCAAGCAUUCUUUGGAGGUCCAGGAUUCGGCGGGUUCAACUUUGGUGGACCGGGAGGUAUGUUGACGGUACAAUAG
Molecule: messenger RNA, 9857 nt
Organism: Porites evermanni
Lineage: Eukaryota; Metazoa; Cnidaria; Anthozoa; Scleractinia; Poritidae
Source: the annotation of a GenBank genome assembly